Aspergillus melleus is the source of this 1359-nucleotide messenger RNA. RefSeq names its product BRcat and Rcat domain-containing protein. Bases 1 to 1359 code for a protein of 452 amino acids. The transcript has 2 exons. Gene Ontology annotation, biological process: positive regulation of proteasomal ubiquitin-dependent protein catabolic process; ubiquitin-dependent protein catabolic process; protein polyubiquitination. Gene Ontology annotation, cellular component: cytoplasm; ubiquitin ligase complex. Gene Ontology annotation, molecular function: zinc ion binding; ubiquitin protein ligase activity; ubiquitin conjugating enzyme binding. The record is from RefSeq and is a predicted model, not a curated record. NCBI's taxonomy places the organism in Eukaryota, Fungi, Ascomycota, Eurotiomycetes, Eurotiales, Aspergillaceae.
AUGGCAACCCCCCCGAUCCAACCGGGUCAAUCAAGUCAAUCAGCCUUGGAUGAGGAAGAUUUGGCUCUGGCAGUGCAGCUUGCGGAAAUAGAAAUUUAUCAUGACAACGAUAAGGGAAAGUACCGCUCUGACGCGCCUCCUGACUAUGAAAAUGCCAUUCUAGUCUUCUCGGACGAGUUGACAGCAUAUAAAGUAUUCCUGGGCGACCGAAAGCUUGCGAAUAGUAUUGCUCGAGCUGUCGAGGUGGAUGGCCCCGCAAUAUCGGUCAUCAUAGAGCAAGAAAAGCAAGAUCAGGAGGAUGGACGUUUAGCAAGAGAGACAGCCGCCAGCGAUGCUCCACUGGAGAGUCUUGAAAUAGAUUCCCAGGCCGGAUAUCUCCGUUCUAAAACAGACCAGGGAAAAUGCAACUUGACGCCUCGGCUCAAAAAUACAGAUGACAGUGAUGAGAGUAAUGAAGCGGCCGGCUCCUCGAUCACAUAUGCACGGCGACAGGCAGAGGCCAUACAGAAAAUGAAAACAGAAGUCCAGUGCUGUGUUUGCCUGAACGACUUUCUACCACACAGAACUAUUCGCCUGGAAUGCUCUGACCUUUACUGUGAUGAUUGCCUUAGGGAUCUAUUUCUUAGGGCUACGAAGGACGAAUCACUUUAUCCACCUAGAUGCUGUCGGGUGUUGAUUCCUCUACUUCUCAUCCAGGGACAUAUGUCUGCAGAAGAGUUAACUCAGUUUGAAGCAGCGGCAGUUGAGUACAAUACUACAGAUAGGACAUACUGUAGUAACAUGGAAUGCUGCCAGUUCAUACCUCCGUCUAGAAUCACAGCAGACCGAGCGGACUGUGCUUCAUGUGGCUUCUCAACCUGCACGAUGUGUAAGAAUUCUUUCCAUCAGGAAGACUGUGCAGCAGAUUCUGCUCUUCAAGCUACCCUGGCACUGGCCGAUUCGAAAGGCUGGCAGCGUUGUUUUUCUUGUCGGAGUUUAGUGGAACUGGGUAUUGGUUGCUAUCAUAUAACAUGUAAAUGCAAGGCACAGUUUUGCUACCUGUGUGGUGCAAAAUGGAAGUCUUGCGCCUGUCAGAGAUGGGACGAACAAAGGCUAGAGGAGAGAGCCCAGGAAGUUGUGGACCGAGAAGCCAACCAGGUGCUACGGCCCCACGAUCGCCAACUCCGUGUCGCACGAAUGCAGCAGGAGUUACGAGAGGUCCACGAAUGUGAGCAUCCGGGGCGUUUUGAGCGUAUCUUUGGGUCCGGUAGGCGUCGGUUUGAAUGCGAAAUGUGCGGGAGUUGCCACCGGAAAUAUAUCCUUCAAUGCCGCCGCUGCCAUUUGCGGGUGUGCGAAGAUUGCAGGCGGAAUCGAAUCUAG